AUGGCGGACAGACAGAUACAUACGCUCGCUCCAGGAGGGGGCAGGCGGCAAAGGGUGUGACCAUAGACGUUAAUGUAAGACAUGGGCUCUGCUGUCCUGUGCAUGCUGUUCCAGGUGGGCAGAUGAAAAUGGAGUCAGAUAGAUCAAAUCAGAUUCCUGCAGAUGAGAAUCGGACAGGACAAGGACCAGGUCAGGCUGCUCCGAGUCCCACUCCCGUGUCCGCACCCCGGCGCCCCUCUCCCUGGACUCCAGCAUCCACACCGGAGUGGGUCCCAGGAUGGAAGCGGUGGCGCUUUACACGUUCCGGGCCACAGAGAGCGACGAACUCAGCUUCCAGAAGGGCGACAUCCUCAAGAUAACUAACAUGGAGGAUGAUCCUAACUGGUACACAGCAGAGUUGAUGAGCAGAAAGGGCUACGUGCCCAAGAACUAUAUCAAUGUAAGACCACACACGUGGUUUGCUGGCCGCAUCUCACGGAAUGUAGCAGAGGGCCGGCUGAGGCACCGCGAGUGUGGAGCCUUCCUGGUGCGGGAGAGCGAGAGUGCACCUGGGGAAUUCUCCAUGUCUGUCAGUUAUGGGGACCAUGUACAACACUUUAAGAUCCUUCAAGACAGGGGAUCCCAUUAUUUUGUUUGGGAUGAAGUUUUUCCCUCCCUAAACCAAUUGGUGGACUUCUACCGGACCAACAGCAUCGCCAAGGAGAGAACUGUGUUCCUGAGGGACAAUGAACACUCAGUAAGGCGGCCUCGCCACGCCCAGGCCCUGUUCGACUUCCACCCCCAGCACACCUCCCAGCUGCGCUUCCAGCGCGGUGACGUCAUCGACCUCCUGGACUGUUCCGACUUGCAGCGGUGGAUGGGCCGGUGUCACGGACGAGUGGGCUUCUUCCCUCCAGAGUAUGUCCAGCCGGUUUACCAUUGACCACCAGGGACACACAAGAUAACAGACAAGCAAACUGGUGGUGAACAAGGAAACCAACGUAUCUCCCAUGAACUGCUCACUGAACUGCUCGUCCAUCCAAUGCACUGUCAUAAUUCAACUGAUGAAUGGAAGUAAAUGGAUGAUAUUGGGAUUCAUUGAUAAUGAUCUAAAAAUAUGGUGCAUUAAAGGUGCAGUCCGCGAUUCCAAUCCCAGAGACUUUUGUCAGACUCAGUGAGUUGUUCCUCACAUUCCUCCAAAAAGCACAGUCCUGGUUCUCUAAAUGGCUUGGACUGGGCUGUAAACAAUCCCAGCCAAUCAGGGUAGUGCUUCAGCAGCACAGAGGAGAGUGGUGUCAUUUGACAGACUGUUGAUCUUAAUUAUGGACAACCUGUGACAAAACCGAAGCGGAACUCCGGACUGCAUCUCUAAGUUGGUUUAUUUUACAAUAUUUCAACAUGAAUAGACAAUAAGACUGUGAUAUUAUUGUGAUAUUAUUAUGAUGGAUUUUCAUUGACAUUGGAAAGCUUUGAGGAACAUUUUAAACAUUAGUAACAAUUAAAAAUGCUUUCAAUGUUGACACUAAGGAUUAUUUGCAGUGUUGGUAAAGGAUUGUAUUUCUGUGUGCGAGAAAUCAAAAACCACCCAAGCACAGAUACCAAACAAAUUGUGCAAUUAGGUCCCAUUAGUAGUCGUUUGUUUGCUUCUGUAUGAUUGGUCCUUUACUAUAAUUGAAUCUAAUACUUAUUCAGUGUUUAUUCAUAUUUAUUAACUGUACAACAAUCUACUGUUUCUCAUUCAGGGACCUGAAUAUUUGUGUAAGAGAUUACUAUUGCUUGUGAGUGUUGUUACUGUAAAAAAAAAGUCUAUCACAAAAUAAAAUAUAUCUAAAGUUAGACAUU
Messenger RNA from Alosa alosa (allis shad), 1821 nucleotides. RefSeq names its product GRB2 related adaptor protein a (gene grapa). The coding region runs from base 278 to 922 and encodes 214 amino acids. The record is from RefSeq and is a predicted model, not a curated record. Gene Ontology annotation, molecular function: protein binding. NCBI's taxonomy places the organism in Eukaryota, Metazoa, Chordata, Actinopteri, Clupeiformes, Clupeidae. The transcript is spliced from 7 exons.